Teleopsis dalmanni is the source of this 3158-nucleotide messenger RNA. Its product is annotated as unc-112-related protein-like. The record is from RefSeq and is a predicted model, not a curated record. Gene Ontology annotation, biological process: cell-matrix adhesion; integrin-mediated signaling pathway. Gene Ontology annotation, molecular function: integrin binding. NCBI's taxonomy places the organism in Eukaryota, Metazoa, Arthropoda, Insecta, Diptera, Diopsidae. Gene Ontology annotation, cellular component: cell-substrate junction. The transcript has 2 exons. Bases 513 to 2654 code for a protein of 713 amino acids.
CGUCAAUCGGUUUCCUCUUUGUGUUGCUUAUGCCAAGCAUUUUCUCUUUAGGAGUUUCUCUUCUAAAAAUAGAAACCACAGAAGACAUAAGAACAAAUAUUUUUAUAAAUUUUCUAUGGCUGCGUCAUCGUGUAAUUAUAAUUAAUAUAAAAUAUUAGAAAACAGAAGCAACGAGAUUAAUUCGUUUUUAGUUUGUUUGUGCUCUUGUUUCGUUCGCGUUUGUUUUUCGCAUUCGUGAAUAAGCGAGUAACCUUGGUGUUUUUUUUUUAUGAACAAAAUAAUAAAGCAUCGCUCAUUCAUUUGCAGUUUAGUUAAAUUUGAUUUGGAGCACCCAUUUUAUGAUUUCUUUCUUUUACAUUUUUAAAUUGCUAUCAAAAGUGAAGUUAGUAAAAAAACAUAUGCCCUAAAAAAGAUAAGCGCUGUAUAAUAUUGCGAAAAGAAUUUCUGCGAAUUAUUGGAGCUAAUUUCAUUUCUCUAAGGUGGAGGAAAAUAUUACAUAGUGGAAGACAAAAAUGAUUCACGUAGGCGAGAACAGUUGGAACCUAAGGAUCUUUAUAACAGAUCUGCAGGUUGAGAAAACCUUAAGGGUGCGAGGCGAUCAACACAUAGGUGGCAUCAUGCUUCAACUCGUUGAUCCAGAACAUCCGAAAGAUUGGUCCGACCACGCCCUUUGGUGGCCUGCUAAAAACAUUUGGCUUACACGCACACGUUCAACACUGGAUCAAGUGGGUGUUCACGCUGACUGCUUGCUACACUUUACGCCAAUGCACAAAGUUUUACGUGUGCAAUUACCAGAUUUACGCUAUUUAGAUUGCCGUGUCGACUUCUCCAUUAAAACAUUUGGUGCUGUUGUUAAUCUAUGUAAAAAUUUAGAUAUUCGUCAUCCAGAAGAAAUGUCUCUUUGCAAGCCACUUGAACAAGAACACAUUAAAAAGAAUUUUUCGAAUUAUCCACAAAAGAAAAUCCCAAUAGCUGAGCCGAACGGAACUACAUACUUGCAUCCUGCUCCUGACACAAAUUCAUUUAUACCAAUCAAUUCAGCAUAUAAUGGUAGUAAUGGAAGCUUAGAUAAAUCGCAUAAUGACAAUUUUCUAUGUGCGCCGGUUUCACCAUAUGCAACAACGCCCCGACGCACCGGAAAUGGUACAGCCCCAGGUACUCCUAUUGGCUCACCUACAGGUACUUGGAAGCAAAGCAGCAAUGGAUAUGCAACAUUUGAUUCUUCAUCUAGUUUAGGAGAUUUCCAAGAAAAUCUAGCUAUCUCCCCACGUUCACCAAGUCCGGAUGUGCGCGCACGCUUAGUACGCCCACGCUCACUUCUUGAAAAAGCACGUAUGAAUGUGGGAUGGCUUGAUUCUUCGUUGUCAAUUAUGGAGCAAGGUAUCCGUGAAUAUGACACCUUAUGCUUACGUUUCAAAUAUUAUACCUUCUUCGAUCUAAAUCCAAAAUACGAUCAAGUCCGCAUUAAUCAAUUAUACGAACAGGCUAAGUGGUCAAUACUAAACGAAGAAUUAGAUUGUACCGAAGAAGAAUCGUUAAUGUUCGGCGCACUGCAGUUUCAAGUAAACCGUCAAACUGAAAUCAACCCACCAGCACUAUUUUCUGAUGCUAAUACUUCCAAUGUUGGUAAUGGCACUGACGACGAUAUAGACUCUGCACUCAAUGAAUUGCAAAUUACACUUGAGGGUCCAAAUUCAGCUGGUGAUGGCGGAAAUAUUACUAAAAUACCUGAGUUGUCAGAUUACUUACGCUUCCUUAAACCACGCAAGUUCACUUUAAAAGGCUACAAGCGUUUCUUUUUCACUUACCGUGAUUUGCAUUUGCACCUUUACAAAAGCGCUGAAGAGUCACGUCGAGGAGCCCCAGCAUUUACAAUAAAUUUAAGAGGUUGUGAGGUUACACCUGAUGUCAAUUUGGCACAAUCUAAGUUUGCAAUACGUUUAGAGGUACCACCAGAUGGCAGAAGUGGUCCAAACACAGAAGUAUGGGUUAGAUGCGACAAUGAGGAACAGUACGCAAAAUGGAUGGCCGCAUGCCGAUUAGCUGCUAAGGGUCGCUCACUAGCUGACAGUUCAUAUGAAAGUGAAGUAGCUAGUAUUCGAACAUUACUCAACAUGCAAAAACCAGCACAAGGUGCCUCUGUGAAUAUUGAUCCACGUUCGGUGGAUGCUAACGAUUAUUUGUCAUCAAAAAUCUUACGUAAAUUGUCAAGCAAAGCAGUACAAAGAAUGCUGGAAGCUCAUGCCAAUGUGCGAAAACUUUCGUUGAUGGAAGCCAAACUAAAAUACAUUGAAGCUUGGCAAUCGUUGCCAGAUUUUGGUGUAACGUUCUUCGUCAUUAAAUUUGAUGGUCAUAAAAAGGAAGAAUUACUUGGAGUUGCAAACAAUCGCAUUAUGCGUAUGGACCUGAAUACCGGUGAUCACAUAAAAACAUGGAGAUAUAACACAAUGAAAGCGUGGAAUGUCAAUUGGGGUAUUAAAUGCAUGAUGAUUCAGUUCCACGACGAGAAUGUCGUUUUUUCGUGCCAGUCAGCUGAUUGCAAAGUGGUGCAUGAAUUUAUCGGUGGUUAUAUUUUUAUGUCUAUGCGUUCCAAGGAAAACAACCAAACACUUAACGAUGAAAUGUUCCAUAAGCUGACAGGUGGUUGGGUUUGAUCAUAGCAGAAGCAGAAGCAGUAAAUCAGUUAAUAUAACACGUUUUAAGGAGUAGUAGUGCUAAGCACAACAAAUUUAAUUAUUACACGUUUAUUGUAGAACAAAUCAUUUCUAACGAUGCUGUACAGAUAUUUGGACUAAACAAAUCGAAUAGUUCGUUGCCUUUAACAUAAAACAAAAUAAUAUACGUAAACUAAACGUAGUUAAUGUUUCCAAACAAUUAAUUAAUGAAUCGAUAAUGCCAAUGUGCCUAACAAUGUCUAGUGUAACUGCUUUUAAUCUAUUUUUUAAUGUUCAGGAUGUAACGAUGCGCACACCAUUUGGAGAAUGGAGUUGGUUGUAGUGAAGGAAAGAAUUAGGUUUCGUUUUAAAAAUUAAAUCUAAUAAACUUAUUUAAGAUAUAUAUACUUUGUAAUUUGUGACUAACUGCAUUAAUAUUAAAUCGUUGUAUCGCUUUUGUAAUAUAUUUUAUCUAUUAACAAAACAUAAAUUAUUUUUAACGAA